Messenger RNA from Saccostrea cuccullata (small rock oyster), 1298 nucleotides. RefSeq lists its product as uncharacterized. The transcript is spliced from 4 exons. NCBI's taxonomy places the organism in Eukaryota, Metazoa, Mollusca, Bivalvia, Ostreida, Ostreidae. The coding region runs from base 24 to 1169 and encodes 381 amino acids. The record is from RefSeq and is a predicted model, not a curated record.
UGUGGUUGGAAGAGAUUCUGAAAAUGGCCGAGGGAAAACCAAAUAUAAGAUACUCGCAAAUCACUCAAACACUCGACAAAAUGUUCAAUGAGCUGACAACAGUCACGCCACUUGAAAAUAAGCAACAGAUUCAUGGCUUGUGGAUGUCACUUUAUAAGGAAAAUCUUAUUCCGAUGGGACCAUCAACAAUAACAAAUUCUCUGGAUGCAUUAUGUAGCAUAAAGAAGAAUAUGGUCAAAAAUGUGAAAGCCCGCAGUACAAUUAUGACGUGGUUAUAUGUCGUAAGAAGGCAAUAUAUUCAACAUUUUAUCUUCCAAGAAAAUAAAAAUGGAUUGCAAGUUCUUAUUGGAUACAAACCGGAAGAUGGAAUCUUUGACGAUGGGCCUGCAAGAGAAUGGCUGGGUAAGUUAUCACUGGAAAUACUAGAUGGAUGGAGGUCGGACACUGCAAGACAGCAACGUGGACCAAACUCGUUAUUCAUUGCUCUUCAUACCGCGUUACAAAGACAGAUCGAAAAAGUAGAAAGAAAGACUUUGGAUAAAACAUUAACAUCUUGGGAAUCCCUUAAAGAAACCCUAAAAAUAUCCAUUGCUAAUGCCAAGAACACGAAGAUACUGCGCGAGUUUUCCAAAACGAUGGAAUGGAAAGAUAUGACCAUAAAUGAACCAGCUGCAUUUUCCUGGCUUCCGUUUUACAUUAUGUUUACAGCAGACGCAUUCUCUGUAAACGUUAAUGUUUUAUAUUAUCCGUCAGAAGAGGAAGUAAUAUUUUAUCCCACAAAGCCCACGGAGAGAGCAAUAAGAAUUGGUUUAAUCAACAAACAGCACUUUGUCUGCAUUAUUCCGAAAGAUGAAGAGAAAAAACAUGUUGAGAAGGUUAAGAGCUUGGAACUUUCGAUCAAAGAUUUAAAGACACGCAUUCAAAUCAAAAACAACCAAAUAAAUGAACUGAAGGAAAAAGAUAAGGAAAAUAAAAAAGAAAUAUCUAGACUCGCAGCUGAAAGAGGAAAACUCGAAAAGGAACUAGAAGAAAAGGAAAAAGAAAAGGCAGACUUGAUUAAACAAGCAGCUGAAGAAAUGGAAACAACUUGUCAGAAACUUACAGAGCAAUUAACAGCAAAAUUCGUUCAGGAGUUCGCAUCAAAGAUUGCAGGUUUCACAGAAAAAUGAAUCUGAAAAAGUCACAUUUUAAUCAUUAAUGUUUUAUAUUAAAUGAAAAUUUCCCUGUUUAAAUUGUUUUCAAUGUAGUAAAUAUACACGGUACAUUAUUAACAAUCGACUUCCAAAACUAGGCAAUAA